AGAACCUCAUAUAUAUAUAUAUAUAUUAAUAAAAGGAUAAUAAUAAUCUAAUAGUCAUGCUGGAUAUUACUUUUAAAAUCUCAACCAUUACUCACUUAAAUCAGUUGAGGAUGAAUCAUUUGUACUCGGGAAGGAGGGACACCUUGUGUUUGGAGUAUAUCUCACACUAGUGGCCAGAAAAGCAGCCAAGAAAGAACGACGAGAAGUCUCUCUUGACACGAGGAGAGUGCAACUCAACCUACUGAAAUGUUUUCCUAGUUUUUAGGAAUCUUAAACAACUUUUAUGGUCAUCCUUGGAAGAGCACAUGACAGGAGAUCUAGAGGUACUACUGAAAGAGCCGAAGACUGACUUUCUUUGGAAAUUUAAUGCAACUCUACCACGAACCUUGAAAAAGCAUCAAACAUACAUAAACACAAUAGCUUUUUUCGGUUUGCUACCAUGGAGCUGAAAUGGGCUCUUCUUUUGGGUCUCUUUCUACCGUCAUGCAGUGGAUGUGCCAUUGGAUAUACAUUUCAUAAAAGGAAAUGUGUUGAUGAGGAUGAGUGUGUUAUCUUCCCGGUCGCGUGCGGCGAUCACGCUCAGUGUGUGAAUACAGAGGGAAGUUACUACUGCAGCUGUCAUGAAGGAUUCAAAAUGAGCUUAACAGGAUUGUGUAUAGACAUCGAUGAGUGUUCAGAUCCAGAUGUUUGCGGCACAAACGGCGACUGCUACAAUCAUCAGGGCGGAUACAGCUGCAGAUGCAACCAGGGUUACAGUAACUAUGGCAACAACCAGUCAAAAUGUAUCGAAAUGGACUGCGAUCAGUUUGGACCCUUGUCUGUAGACCACACACCAGAGAAGUUGAAGCAUUUGAUGUCACUGUUGAAGAAGAGCUGUGAGUCUCUGAAUGAUCCACGUGGAGAACAUUUCACUGGAGAGGAGCUUCUGCGGAACGUGUUCAAUUCCACUGACGAGCUGCUGUCUGAAGGAAACAUCGCUGACGGUGAGACGCUGAAUCAGUUUCUGGACGUGGUGGAGAACAGCAUGCGUCUGAUUGGACCUCAGCUGAAAGAGCCUCUGACCAGGAUGGAGACACACAACACCUUUGCUGAGGUUGCAGUCAUGCGGGGUCAGACUCCGCCCAGUGGGCGUGUCACUCUGCGCACAGACUCCGCCCUCUUCAGCACCAGCUGGGAAACAGUUGUAGGGGAAUCAUAUCCAGGUUUUGUGUUUGCGGCUCUGGUCAGUUAUAAAGAUCUGAACUCAUUCAGAGAUCUGCUGCACAAGAUGAGCAGAGAGAGACCAGACGAUGAAGAGAGAAGCGUCACUUAUCAACUCAACUCUAAAGUGGUGACGGCCGUCGUCAGUAAUGCAGAAACCAAGCAGCUGUCAGAGCCGGUGACGCUCGUCUUUACACACGAGGAGGAGAGGGCGGAGUCUGAGGGCGUGUCUUACUCCUGUGUGUACUGGGAUGAGGCAGAGGGGGCGUGGUCUGGGCGUGGCUGUGAGGGGGCGUGGUCUAACAGCACUCAUACAGUGUGUUACUGGUCUCAUUUCAGCACUUUCGCUGUGCUCAUGGCUCUCUAUCCUGUCCAGGACUCAUUUGAUUUGGUGUUGAUCACUCGUGUGGGUUUAGCUCUGUCUCUGGUCUGUUUGUUUCUCUGCAUCCUGACGUUCAAGUUCUGCCGCUCCAUCCAAGGAACCCGAACCAGCAUUCAUCUCCAUCUGAGCAUCUCUCUCUUCAUCGCAGACCUCGUCUUCCUCUGUGGGAUCUCCAGCACUCACAAUCAGGUUGCGUGUGGGAUUGUGGCCGGUCUGCUUCAUUUCUUCUUCUUGUCUGCGUUCUGCUGGAUGCUGCUGGAGGGGGUUCAGCUCUACCGGAUGGUGGUGAUGGUGUUUCACACCACAUUAAAACAUCUCUACAUGUAUCUGGUGGGAUACGGAGUCCCUCUCGUCAUCGUCAUCAUCUCUGCCAUCGCCUUCCCAGCGGGAUACGGCACCAAACGACACUGCUGGCUGUCUCUCGAUCGUUAUUUUAUCUUGAGCUUCUUCGCGCCCGUCUGCAUCGUUGUGAUCCUCAAUGGUUUUGUCUUCAUCAUCACUGUGUGGAAACUGGCCAGAAAGUUCUCCAGCCUCAGUCCAGACCUCUCCAGUCUCAAGCAGAUCAGGAGCUUUACGGUGACCGCUGUGGCUCAGUUGUGUAUUCUUGGAGGAACGUGGAUCUUCGGCUUCUUCCUCUUCCAGGAGAAAGGGACUGAAGUCAUGUUGUACCUCUUCAUCAUCCUCAGCAGCCUGCAGGGGGCGCUCAUCUUCAUCAUGCACUGCCUUCUAUCCAGACCGGUCAGGACAGAGUAUUACAAUCUGUUUGUCCGAAUGUGUCCACACAAGAAGAAAGCUGAAUACAGUACCAGUCCCAGCCAGACCAGCAGCAGUCAGAAACCUCUACGGAGCGACGGCAGCACAGCAGAGUCACAGAUAUAAAGCGCUUGUCAUGUGCUGAUGGAUUUUGUACAAACUCUUCAACACAAGACGCAUAAAGACUUUCUGUGACAAAUGAAGAUAAAGCUUUAAUUCGACAGUACACGUUCACAGGGGUUCACCGUCAUCUGAUGAGUACUGCUGGUUCAUCACUUGUGAUAUGCAUCAUGUGUUACUGGAGAUGGAGAUAUUGUAAUGCAUCCCAUAGAGACAGAUAUAAGUCAUCAUGCCAUUCUUUGAAUAGAGUAUUUAGGUUGCUUCUGUCUUCUGCUUUUUUUAUUUGUUGUGUAAAUGGAAAGUAUUACUUUUUAAAAGGAAACAUUGUUUUAUAAUGCUAAAUGUUGUAUCGUGUUGAGCUUAGUUUAAUUGUGUUGAUUAAUUAAGUAAUUCUUUAGAAGCAAUGCUAUAACCAUGUCUGAAAUACAUCCUGAUUUCUAGCUCACUGGUAUUCUCUCUCAUUUCUUCCUCCAUUAUAAAGCAAUGUAAUGACUGAAGCAACCAAAAGUUAUACUGUCUGUGACAUGUCUGUUUAUAUUAUAUUACAUUGUCAAAGAUUUCUUUUUAUAUGCAAUUUUCUAUAUGCAAACUUA
Molecule: messenger RNA, 3048 nt
Organism: Cyprinus carpio (common carp)
Lineage: Eukaryota; Metazoa; Chordata; Actinopteri; Cypriniformes; Cyprinidae
Product: adhesion G protein-coupled receptor E5-like
Biological process (GO): cell surface receptor signaling pathway; adenylate cyclase-activating G protein-coupled receptor signaling pathway
Cellular component (GO): membrane
Molecular function (GO): G protein-coupled receptor activity; calcium ion binding
Source: RefSeq, a predicted model, not a curated record